AUGGAUUUGACUAUCGAAUGGUUUAAGGACCACCAGAUUCUCAGCGUGCCUGGAGAUUGCCACAAGCAAAACCCAAGACUUGCUCUAGGCGGAUGGUGCUAUCAGGAAUGUAACACCCACUACCCUGAUAACGACGAUACUCUCGUCUCUCUGCUGUGUAUUGCCAUGCACGAACCCGCUGAACUAUCAUCUAAAGCAUCACUGGCAGCUAUUGACUUCCUGCUGGGAAUGCAAUGCACGAAUGGCGGAUGGGCAUGUUUCGACGGCUGGGAUAAUCGCAACUGCUGGUUAAACUAUACACCGUUUGGUCAAGGCAACGAGUUCUUUGACCCAAGUGUGCCAGACAUCACCGGACGCGUUUUGGAAUGCUUCGGAAUUUUGCUCGCGCUGAGUGAUGACUUCUAUCGCAAGACUGGCAAGAGACUGUUGAUGGAUGAAAUGUGUCUCCAAAUCAGACGCGCUUGUCACAAAGCCAUUCAAUACCUCCGGACCGAGCAAGACUCCCAGGGACGAUGGAGAAGUCGAUGGCAUGUGAACUAUCUGAACGGAACAUACAGUGUACUUUGUGGCAUGAAGUUCUGUUCAGGAAGCAUGCACAGUAAGAAGAGCAGAGGCUGUAAAGAUGAGAUGAUCCAGCAACCAAUUUCGUGGAUCAAGUCUGUACAGAACCAGGAUGGAGGAUGGGGUGAAGGCGCAUCGACGUAUCAACAGGGCUAUGCAACGGAAAGAUUUGAUAGUACACCGACGCAGACAGCAUGGGCCAUCAUGGGGCUCCUUGCACACUUACCACCCACAGACAUUGCAAUUGUGAAUGGCAUACAAAAUCUUGUCCGUACACAAACAAUUGGAAUAUGGUACCGGGAUAGGCGCUGGUCCGAGCGCGACAUGGCGGCAAAAAGAAUUACUCAAGCUCGCGUCAUGGAUAUCCCAUGA
Molecule: messenger RNA, 933 nt
Organism: Parastagonospora nodorum SN15
Lineage: Eukaryota; Fungi; Ascomycota; Dothideomycetes; Pleosporales; Phaeosphaeriaceae
Exons: 5
Coding region: 1-933 (310 amino acids)
Biological process (GO): triterpenoid biosynthetic process
Cellular component (GO): lipid droplet
Molecular function (GO): intramolecular transferase activity
Source: RefSeq, a predicted model, not a curated record